AUGUCUUACUUCCUUCCCCACCUGCCCUCUGGAUGGCACGUUGACGAGGCGAUCAAAUCUGAAGAGGAUCGCGUCGUGGUGAUCCGUUUCGGCCAUGACUGGGACAGCCAGUGUAUGACGAUGGACGAGACGCUGUACUCUGUUGCAGAGAAAGUGCAAAAUUUUGCUGUGAUCUACCUUGUUGACAUCACGGAGGUGCCGGACUUCAACAAGAUGUACGAGUUGUACGACCCGUGCACGGUCAUGUUCUUCUAUCGCAACAAGCAUAUUAUGAUUGAUCUUGGUACUGGUAAUAAUAACAAAAUAAAUUGGGCGAUGGAUAAUAAACAAGAGUUAAUUGACAUCAUUGAGACUGUAUACCGUGGUGCGUCGAAGGGCCGCGGUCUCGUUGUUUCGCCCAAAGAUUACUCCACCCGCUACAGGUAUUAG
Messenger RNA from Postia placenta MAD-698-R-SB12, 429 nucleotides. RefSeq lists its product as hypothetical. The coding region runs from base 1 to 429 and encodes 142 amino acids. Gene Ontology annotation, biological process: mRNA splicing, via spliceosome. Lineage: Eukaryota; Fungi; Basidiomycota; Agaricomycetes; Polyporales; Adustoporiaceae. The transcript has 6 exons. The record is from RefSeq and is a predicted model, not a curated record. Gene Ontology annotation, cellular component: spliceosomal complex; U5 snRNP; U4/U6 x U5 tri-snRNP complex.